Molecule: messenger RNA, 824 nt
Organism: Drosophila takahashii
Lineage: Eukaryota; Metazoa; Arthropoda; Insecta; Diptera; Drosophilidae
Product: serine protease 3-like
Biological process (GO): proteolysis
Molecular function (GO): serine-type endopeptidase activity
Source: RefSeq, a predicted model, not a curated record
CUGCCAUUCCCGAGAUGAAGCUCCUCAUCAUCCUGGUCCUGGCCGUGGCUGCCUCCGCUUUCCCAGAGCCAAAGCUCCACCAACGCAUCCGCGAGAUGCCCGUGGUUGACAGCAUCGAGGGUCGCAUCACCGGAGGAAGCGAUGCCUCCGUCGGCCAGUUCCCCUACCAGGUGGGACUUUUCCUGAAUUUGAAUAAAUGGUGCGGCGGCUCUUUCAUUGGUAGCCAAUGGGUGCUAAGUGCUGCCCAUUGUACAUAUGGAGUUCUUUUUGCGAUCGUCUACCUGGGAGCCACCGAGCGCACCUCCGCCGAGGCAAUCCGCUUGGUCACCAGGUCCAGCUUCAUUAAUCACCCCGACUACGACCCCGUUUACUUGAAUAGCGACAUUUCCCUAAUAAGGAUCCCCCACGUCGACAUCAGCUUUAGGAUCAAGCCCGUAAUGCUACCACCCAUCGCCAACUUAUACCCGACCUAUGACGGAGCUUCCGUUGUUGUUUCCGGAUGGGGCCUCAUCAGCGACUCGGCAACCACAGUGGUUAAUAAGCUACAGUACGCCACUUUACAGGUGAUCGACAACAGCGUGUGUGGCAGAACCUACGGAUCCUUGGUCGUGACCUCUAAAACAAUCUGCACCUCCACCCCCGGCGGUGUGUCCACCUGCCGCGGUGACUCCGGCGGUCCUAUGACUCUGCAGUCCUCCAAUGUUCAGAUCGGUGUUACAUCCUUUGUCUCAAGCGCUGGUUGCCAGUCCGGUAAACCUGCUGGCUUCGUCCGUGUAACCAGUUACUUGGACUGGAUCAAGAACGAAACUAAUAUCUAUUACUAG